AUGACUACGCCAGUGAAGGUCUAUUAUAGCCAGACGACGCAGACGGACAUCCGACCCCUAAUUGGAACAAGUCUAAGAAGGAGGCGUGUGAUGACUAAAGAUGGUCGGAGCAAUGUGCGUAUAGAUCAUAUCGCCGAUAAGAGCUUUCUCUACCUCAAAGACCUGUGGACAACUUUUAUUGACAUGCAGUGGCGUUAUAAGUUGCUCCUAUUUUCGGCAACAUUUGCAGGAACCUGGUUUGUUUUUGGUGUAAUUUGGUACUUGGUGGCUCUAAUACAUGGAGAUCUCCUGGAAUUCAAUGCUCCGGCAAAUCACACACCAUGUGUCAUGCAAGUCCACACUUUAACCGGUGCAUUUCUUUUCUCUCUAGAGUCUCAAACCACCAUAGGUUAUGGUUUUCGCUACAUUAGCGAAGAAUGUCCUCUUGCAAUAAUUCUGCUUAUUACUCAGCUGGUCCUCACCACCAUUAUGGAAAUAUUCAUCACUGGAACAUUUCUGGCAAAAAUUGCUCGUCCCAAGAAAAGAGGGAUGACCAUUAAAUUCAGUCAGAGUGCUGUGGUAGCUCAGCAUGAUGGCAAGUUAUGUCUCAUGAUUCGGGUGGCAAACAUGAGGAAAAGUCUAAUGAUUGGUUGUCAAGUAUCGGGAAAGCUCCUCAAGACACACUUAACUAAGGAAGGUGAGAAUGUACAUCUGAAUCAAAUCAAUGUAAACUUUAAUGUUGACACAUCCUCUGAUAGCCCUUUUCUAAUACUACCACUCACUUACUAUCAUGUGAUCGAUGAUGCUAGCCCACUGAAAGAUGUAGCAAUUCGUUCUGGAGAAGGGGACUUUGAGCUGGUAGUCAUUCUCAGCGGAACAGUGGAAUCCACAAGUGCCACCUGUCAGGUGCGCACUUCAUAUCUCCCAGAAGAGAUACUUUGGGGUUAUGAGUUCAGCCCAGUACUUUCUCUGUCUUCUAGUGGGAAGUAUGUGGCUGAUUUCAGCCUCUUUGACCAGGUUCUCAAGGUGUCACCACCAUGCUGCUUUCAUGAAACUGUUCGAUAUGGGGAUCAAGAAAAACUGAAACUGGAAGAGUCACUCAAAGAGAAGACGGAGAAGGAUGGAAGUCCCUUGAGUGUUAGGAUUAGCAACGUUUGA
Molecule: messenger RNA, 1137 nt
Organism: Pelobates cultripes (western spadefoot toad)
Lineage: Eukaryota; Metazoa; Chordata; Amphibia; Anura; Pelobatidae
Source: the annotation of a GenBank genome assembly